CAUGGAUUCUGGGGAUGCUAUUGACAAUAAUUCUACCCUUUCUAAAGCACAAAUGGGGGCCAUUACUGAAAUUGACAAGAGAAAUCGAAACUGCAGCAGAGGCAACAGAGCAUGUGACGGAGAUGGUGGAAAAGGUGGCGGAGGAGGUGGAGAAGGUGACGGAGGAGGUGGUGGAUGAACUCCCGGAAGGCGGAAAACUCAAGAAAGCUGUUGCUUUUGUGGAAAAUGUGGCCAAGGAAACAGCUAAGGAUGCUCAUCUAGCACAAGACAUCAUUGAGAAGGUUGAAGAAACCGCCAAAGAAAUGGAUUCAUUCCUUGAACCAGCAGAUGCCAAUGGGAUUUCCAAAGAAGCAAGUGAUGAAAAAUAGUACUCUAAGUGCAUUGUUUAAGUUAUGGGUCAAUGUAAAACUCCAUUUUCCAUUCUUUUUCUUUUUUUUUUAUCAGAUCUUGCAUUUUGUAAAAUACAGUUUAGGAUGA
Messenger RNA from Malania oleifera, 477 nucleotides. RefSeq lists its product as uncharacterized. The record is from RefSeq and is a predicted model, not a curated record. Lineage: Eukaryota; Viridiplantae; Streptophyta; Magnoliopsida; Santalales; Ximeniaceae. The transcript is spliced from 3 exons. The coding region runs from base 15 to 368 and encodes 117 amino acids.